Molecule: messenger RNA, 1481 nt
Organism: Perca flavescens (yellow perch)
Lineage: Eukaryota; Metazoa; Chordata; Actinopteri; Perciformes; Percidae
Product: bone morphogenetic protein receptor type-2-like
Exons: 11
Coding region: 149-1423 (424 amino acids)
Biological process (GO): cellular response to growth factor stimulus; protein phosphorylation; BMP signaling pathway
Cellular component (GO): plasma membrane; signaling receptor complex
Molecular function (GO): ATP binding; transforming growth factor beta receptor activity
Source: RefSeq, a predicted model, not a curated record
AGAUGUGUCACAUUUUUCAGCCCUUCUGAAUUUGCAGCCCAUUGUAUGGAAGGCACGCAGCAUAUUUUGUACAUGGUGGUGUGUGGCAGUGAUACUGCAAAAUUCACAUUCCCAUGACUGAUACUCCCCUUUAUUGCACAGAGUUGCCAUGGCUGUGGCUUGUGAUAUUGUUGAAAAGUAUUGCCCAGAUGUGACAUGCAUGCCACAAGCAUGCUUCAAAGGUUGCCUGAUUAAGUGUGUGUGCAACAUCACUUGGACCCCAGAGUUGGCAGGGCUUCAACCCACCUACUCUUAUUCUCAAGAUAAACUCAAGAAAGCUGCUGUAAUGAUUCUGACUGGGAUAGUAUUAUGCUUCCUGCUGCUGAUUGUUGCAGCCAAAUGGAGAAGCCUAUUUAAAAAAAAAAAGAAUCCAUCCUUUCUUGAUGAUUACAGUGUCUCACGACUGUGUUCCUGCCAAACGUCAAAAACCUCUGAGAUUGACGUCGCAAGCAUUGAAAUACAGCAGAUUGUAGGCAACGGAGAUUUUGCAAAUAUCUAUCAGGGGAAAUACCACGGAUCCACGGUAUGUGUGAAAGUUUUCCCUGCAGGCUGGAAAACUAAAUUUUCUGCAGAGAAGGAGGUCUAUGAGCUACCAUUGAUGAAGCAUGCUGGUGGGAUUGUCCACUUUCUGGGCACUGGGAGGAAACCGGAUGGCAGUUGGCUCAUUGUCCUGCAAUUUGCUGAAUGUGGUUCUCUCCACUCCUAUCUGUGUAAACACACCACCAACUGGGAGUUGUCACUGAAAUUGUGCAGGUCUUUAUCGCAGGGAGCUGCAUAUCUACACUCUGACCUUCACAGACAUGGUUUGCAUAAACCACCUGUGGCCCACAGAGACUUCAGCAGCUCCAACGUGCUCGUGAGAGCAGAUGGCACCUGUGUCCUGUGUGAUUUUGGAUGCUCAACCAUCCUGCGUUCUUGUUCAGGACAUCGUCACUGGCAGAGCCACAAACAACACAUGAAGGGUCACGCUCAGUUGGGCACACUGCGUUACAUGUCCCCGGAGAUCCUGGAAGGCCACGUAAACCUGAGCAACAGCUUGUGUCUCAUGCAGGGGGACAUAUAUGCUCUGGGACUGCUGCUGUGGGAGAUCUGGAUGCGCUGCUCUGAUUUAUUUGAAGGCGGUAUUGCUCCACAGCAUCUUUUGCCUUAUGAAUCUGAGCUGGGAGCCAAUGUAACACUGGAGAGCCUCGUCCAGCACGUGUUUCACAUGGACAAGAGACCCUCCAUACCUAAUCACUGGGGAACGCUACCACAGGGAUCUGUGCUGCAGGAGCUCCUGACAGAUUGUUGGGACUGGGACCCGGAUGCUCGUCUGACUGCUCCGUGUGUAACGGCCAGAUUAGAAUCUCUCUCACUCACUCUUCAGCCUCAUUACACUCCAUGACUUUUUUGUUGAGUUGUAACAUACAUAAAGCAUUUGCUCAGUUCUUUGUGUCAUUACU